Molecule: messenger RNA, 1072 nt
Organism: Alosa sapidissima (American shad)
Lineage: Eukaryota; Metazoa; Chordata; Actinopteri; Clupeiformes; Clupeidae
Gene: prl
Product: prolactin
Exons: 5
Coding region: 41-679 (212 amino acids)
Biological process (GO): positive regulation of cell population proliferation; positive regulation of receptor signaling pathway via JAK-STAT; response to nutrient levels
Cellular component (GO): extracellular region
Molecular function (GO): hormone activity
Source: RefSeq, a predicted model, not a curated record
CCAGGGGACAGAAACCAGGGGAAAGAGAAUAUCCAGAAGAAUGCCCGCCUACAGGUCCCAGGGUACCAAACUGCACUUUGCAGUGGUAGUGCUGUUGUGUGUGACGGUGUCAUCUGAGGCACUCGGUCUGGGUGAUUUAUUGGAGAGAGUCUCCCAGGUUUCUGACAAGCUGCACUCUCUCAGCACAUCGCUUACCAACGACCUUAACACCCAUAUCCCUCCAAUGGGAAAGAUCAUUAUGCGCCCAUCGAUGUGCCACACAUCUUCCCUCCAAACUCCCAAUGACAAGGAGCAAGCCCUCAAAGUGCCUGAGUCUGAGCUGCUAUCCUUGAUUCGUUCACUGCUGGUUGCGUGGUCAGAUCCUCUAUCCAUGCUGUUGAAAGAGGCUCCUAGUCUUGUCCACCCUGACAAAAGCCUGAUCUACAGCAAGACCAAAGAACUUCAAGACCAUUCAAACACUUUGGGUGAUGGCUUGGAUCGUCUGGUCCACAAGAUGGGCCCCACUUCCCAGCUCAUCUCCUCUCUCCCCUUUACCAACGAUAUUGGGAACGACAAGAACAUGCGCUUGUCCAACUUCCACUUCCUGCUGUCCUGUUUUCGCAGAGACUCCCACAAAAUUGACAGCUUCCUCAAGGUCCUCCGCUGCCGGGCAGCCAAGCUGCGUCCAGAGAUGUGUUAAGAGGAGCUGACGCCAUUCUGGCUCUGCGUCUCUCCAGGCCAAUCAGGAGAGCUGCUGAGCUACAAUGGCAGAAUAGCAGUCUGAACUGGAAUGUCCAUCACGUUGUCACCUGACCAGUUAAAAGUGACAGUAGUAUGUAGUUUGUCAUCACACUUGUCACACAUCACUUUCAUUGUUUAACAUGCAAAGUUUCUGUUACACAGGCGUCCAGCAGAGUGAGGAAGAGAUGUUUUUUGACGCCACAUAUAUAUGCUAUGGCAGCUGAGCAGCAUUCCAGAUCAGACUGUUUUAUGUCCUGUAGGGCUUAAAUGACAUGCACUUUAGAUAACUCCACUUAGUUCUGUAGGCUUCUGUGCAGGUUUACACACAUUCACACAUUCUUUGCAAGUUUAU